CAGGUGAGGGGCAUCCUGGUGCCCGAGGGAAGUCCAGUCUAGAGGGGCUGACUCUGAGCUUGGAACUCCGAGAAGCCUCCACCUCUCCCCCCCCCGCCCCCGCAGUCCCAGCCCGGCAAGAGAAGGGGCGUGACCCUGGCGCUCAGGUUUCUUCCUCUUCACCUGGGGUGGGGGGGGCCAGGACUUCCGGCUCAGGUGAGUGUCCCUUCGGUGACGUCAGGUCACUCUCGGCCGCCCCUCCGGUCCGGCCCGCCCCGCGUUCCGGGUGCCCGCGGGGGCGCGCCCCUGACGCCCUACAUAUACCCAGGAGCGCCGCACCUGUCCGCCCGCACCUGCCCGCUCACGGCUGUGCAGCCUCUCCCUCGCACGGCAGCCUUGGGCCGACAGCCCGGGGUACUUUGGGGACCUCGAACCUCCAGGACCGCGCGCACACUGCCCCUCCGCCUUUUGUUUGGGUCGGGUCGCCGGGAGCGCCGUUGGGGACCGCCAGGCCUUCGCGGAUCGCUUUUUCGACCAUCAGUGCUCGGGCGGAGCCUGUUCCUUGAGCUGUGAAGACCCUCGCCCCGCCGGGAGGAUCGAUUUGUGUUUUCUUGGGUGAUAAAAAGAUUUGGAAUCACCUGACCCAAAAACUUAUCUUUGGGUGACUUAAGACGCCACUGCAAAUUGUGUUUUUGUGGGGCUGACCCCCCAAGCUUUGUCUGUUUUGCCGCAGGGUCGCCCGCCCGGCGUCCCCAGCCUUCUCUGAGCGCAGGCAUGGCCAAUUCGGGCCUGCAGCUCCUGGGCUUCGCCCUGGCUCUGCUGGGCUGGGUGGGCCUGGUGGCGUGCACCGCCAUCCCGCAGUGGCAAAUGAGCUCGUACGCGGGCGACAACAUCAUCACGGCCCAGGCCAUGUACAAGGGGCUGUGGAUGGAAUGCAUCACGCAGAGCACGGGCCUGAUGAGCUGCAAAUCGUACGACUCGGUGCUCGCCCUGUCUGCGGCCCUGCAGGCCACCCGAGCCCUGAUGGUGGUAUCCCUGGUGCUGGGCUUCCUGGCCAUGUUCGUGGCCACCAUGGGCAUGAAGUGCACGAACUGUGGGGUAGACGACAAAGUGAAGAAGGCCCGGAUAGCCAUGACCGGAGGCAUCAUUUUCAUCGUGUCAGGUCUUGCUGCCUUGGUAGCUUGUUCUUGGUACGGCCACCAGAUUGUCACAGAUUUCUAUAGCGCGCUGGUCCCCAUGAAUCUUAAGUACGAGUUUGGUUCUGCCAUCUUCAUUGGCUGGGCAGGGUCUGCUCUGGUCAUCCUGGGAGGUGCCCUGCUCUCUUGUUCCUGUCCUGGGAGUGAGGGCAAAACUGGGUACCGCACACCCCGCUCCUACCCUAAGCCCAACUCUGCCAAGGAGUACGUGUGAGCUGGAACCCCUUGCCCCAGCCUGGCAGCCUCUGGUGUGCCCAGGUACCGGAAAUGACCCGGCGCAGAUCUCAGCCCGUGGGCGG
This is a messenger RNA of Ailuropoda melanoleuca (giant panda), 1474 nucleotides long. It is a transcript of the gene CLDN7, whose product is annotated as claudin 7. Lineage: Eukaryota; Metazoa; Chordata; Mammalia; Carnivora; Ursidae. Bases 754 to 1389 code for a protein of 211 amino acids. The record is from RefSeq and is a predicted model, not a curated record. Gene Ontology annotation, molecular function: structural molecule activity. The transcript has 4 exons. Gene Ontology annotation, cellular component: membrane; bicellular tight junction.